AUGGCAUUGGACCUUCUGGACGUCGGAGUCCUCGCUCUCAUUGUCCUUGGUCUAACCGUGUACCUAACCAAGGGCAUUUUUUGGGGCCAAAACUCGGGCGCUAGUGCUGGAGUCUCUGCAUCUACAGGCUCGAGGAAUUUGGUUGAAGUUUUGAAACAAACCAACAAGAAAGCUCUGGUGUUCUAUGGUUCGCAGACCGGUACAGCCGAGGACUACGCGACCAAAUACGCCAAAGAACUGCAAUCGCGUUUUUCGAUCCCUACGAUUUGUGCUGACUUAUCAGACUAUGACUUUGACAAUUUGAACGAGGUCCAUGAGGUUCCUGGAUUCACAUUCAUCACUUUCUUGAUGGCCACGUACGGUGAGGGAGAGCCCACAGACGAUGCUGGUGACUUCUUCAGCUACCUCGACGACGAGUGCGAGAAUCUGGAGAACCUCAAAUUUGCAUGCUUUGGUCUUGGAAACUCGACUUAUGAGAUCUACAACGCAAUGGGGAAACGCACUGUUGCGAGGCUGACUGAACUGGGUGCCACUCUCAUUGGUGAGCUUGGUGAGGGAGACGACGGUCAAGGCACUAUGGAUGAAGACUAUCUGGCCUGGAAGGACUCUCUCUUUGAGGUUUUGAGAGAAGAGCUCCACUUGGAAGAACAUGAUGUUUCGUACGAACCUGGCUUGGCCGUUAUUGAGAACUCUGCACUUUCUAGUGAGUCUGCCUCUGUUUCCCUUGGUGAACCAGACUCCAAGUACGUCAACCCGCAAUCCGAGGAACAACUCAGAGCAUUGACCCUGGGACCUUUUGAUCACUCCCAUCCUUAUUUGGCACCCGUUACUUCUUCAAAAGAGCUCUUCAACUCGGAAACCCGUCACUGCAUUCAUGCAGAGUUUGAUCUCUCUGGAACGAACCUUCGUUACUCCACUGGUGAUCAUUUGGCAAUCUGGCCCAGCAAUUCGCUAGAAAACACUGCAAAGUUUCUGAGUGUUUUGGGUAUAUCUGAGAAGAAAGACACCGUUAUUGACAUCAAGUCUCUGGACUCCACUGUUCACUCAGUCAUCCCAAGCCCAACCACCUAUGCUGCUGUUGUUGGUCAUUACCUUGAGAUUUCGGGCCCGGUUUCCAGACAGUUUCUGAAGAUGGUUGUGCCGUUUGCCCCAGAUGCUGAGUCAAAAUCCAAGGCUUCGGCUUUGGCUGACUCCAAGGAACUGUUCCACAAUGAAGUUACCGAGAAAUAUCUGAACAUUGCCGAUGCCCUCUCUUACAUCUCCAACGGUAAACCAUGGAGUUCCAUUCCAUUCAGUUUUGUGAUUGAGUCUAUUGCCCAUCUGCAGCCUCGUUACUAUUCGAUCUCUUCCUCCUCUCUCUCCGAGAAACAGACUGUUCAUGUGACGGCCGUUGUCGAGUGGGAAAGACCAAAUGGCAGCGACCACGAUGUGACAGGUGUGGCCACCAAUCUUCUGUGGAAUAUUCAGCUUGAACAGAGCGGGAUAAGCAAGGUAAAGCCACCAGUGACCUACGACCUAGAAGGACCACGCGGGAAGUUUGCGCCUUUGAAACUGCCAAUUCAUAUCAGAAGAUCUACCUUCAAACUACCUACCAACCCAGCCACACCAGUGAUCAUGGUUGGUCCAGGAACCGGAGUUGCUCCGUUUAGAGGCUUUCUUAGAGAGAGAGUCAAGCAAGUGGAGAACGGAGUCAGUGUUGGUAAGACAAUUCUGUUCUACGGCUCAAGAAGCUCCAAGGAGGACUUUCUGUACAAAGACGAGUUCCCACAAUAUUCCAAGAAGUUGGGUGAUAAGUUUGAAUUGAUCACUGCUUUCUCCAGAGAAACUAGCAAAAAGGUGUAUGUUCAGCACAAAAUGGCGGAGAAGGCUGCCGAGAUCGACCAGUUGCUCAAGCAAAAUGCCUUCUUCUAUGUUUGUGGUGAUGCCUCCAAGAUGGCCAGAGACGUUCAGUCCACUCUAGUCGAGAUUCUCAAGAGCCAGAGAAAGCUUUCGGAGAGUGUUGCUUCUGAGAUGGUGAGAAAUUUCAAGGUUUCAAAUAGAUACCAGGAGGAUGUGUGGUAA
Molecule: messenger RNA, 2061 nt
Organism: Kuraishia capsulata CBS 1993
Lineage: Eukaryota; Fungi; Ascomycota; Pichiomycetes; Pichiales; Pichiaceae
Exons: 1
Coding region: 1-2061 (686 amino acids)
Cellular component (GO): cytosol
Molecular function (GO): FMN binding; NADPH-hemoprotein reductase activity; flavin adenine dinucleotide binding
Source: RefSeq, a predicted model, not a curated record